AGCGCCAGCCACCAUCAGCCAGCAGCUGGACACUGAAGACCGAGAUCAGGCAGCGACAACAGCCGUCUGACCCUGAUCGCAGCACCAACACGGCGAAGCAUUACAAAAUGUCGACGUUCUGGAUCGAGAAGUUUGAUGGUUACACACAUCAAGACCCGGUCGUCUGGUGGCAAGGAUUCACAACGGAGUUGGGGAUUCAUGAGGUCCCCGAGCAUCUGUUCAUCGGCGCACUGUUCCGUAACGCCAAGGGAGGAUGCCAGAUCUGGCUCAGCCAUAUGGCAACCGUCCACGGCGUCCAAGUCUUCGACCUACACAAGAAGGUCUCCUGGGAGGAUCUGACAAAAGAAUGGAAGAAGCGGUUCAUCGUGGACGACGCCCCGACGCUCGCCAUCAACCGCAUCUUCACGAUGGCUCAAGGAAACACAGCGACACGUGAUUGGCUCACGGAUUGGCAGAAGAUCGUGGCGACGCCCGAUCUGGAUAUUAGCACCUUCGCAGCGCCAGCCACCAUCAGCCAGCAGCUGGACACAGAAGACCGAGAUCAGGCAGCAACAAGACAGUACAACACCUUCGCCGAAAUCAUCAACAAGGCGAGGGAGAUCAUCAAGACAAACAGGGCGGCUGCACACGAGAAGUCAACGUGGCAGCCAACCUAUGWAGAGAAGGUGAGAACUGGUCCGCGGCCGCAGCAUGUCGCUGCAGUCCAAACGGACAACAUUGUGGAAGACCCGACAGCCACCCAAGCGUCACGUGAGGGAGAUCAGGUGGCUGCUAUCCAGCCGCGAAGCAACAACAAGUCCCGAGGAAACGGGAAGGCGAAAACCGCAUCGCCGGCCGGAAACGGACAGCCAGCACCAUGGGUCAAGUUUCACUUGACCAAACGGAAUACAAGUGGCGCGGCCGCUACGGCUGCUGCUAUUGGUGCAACAGCACCAAGCACAAGACCUCCCAAUGCCUGGAUCAAGGCAAGGAGGAUGUUCGGCCUCGUAUCAACUCGGGAAACCGAGUUACGCGGGAGCGAGGAUCACCCGGUGAACUUCUAUCGCCGCACUGUUUACGUUCGUGAUCGGAACGGAGUACUAGUCCCAUGCAUGGUAGCUUGUCCUCACCCUUCGAUUAGCUGCCACGUGGUGUCCGCCGCAAGGAUGCAAGCUUCCAUCAUCAGAGACGACAUCGAGGAGAUGGGGGUGUGUUUUCUCCACGCCCUUCCGCCCCAUGAUGCUUCAUCGACGGACUCGUCUUUGGACCCACGCAUCAUCGAACUUCUCGACGCCUACGGCGACGUGUUCGAAGGCCCGCAUGGAGUAGUAUCGGAUCGGCCCACCCGCCACGAGAUCAUUCUCGAGGACGGGGUUGUACCUCCGCGUGGUUGCAUCUACCGAAUGAGCGAGGAAGAGUUAAGUGUGCUCCGGGCACAACUCGACGACCUUCUGGAGAAAGGUUGGAUUCGGCCUAGCUCUUCGCCAUACGGUGCUCCCGUUCUCUUCGUCCGGAAGAAGAACAAGGAUUUGCGGUUGUGCAUCGAUUAUCGCAAGCUCAACGCGCAAACGGUCAGAAACGUCUGCCCUCUUCCACGCAUCGACGAUCUUCUCGAACGGUUGGGUGGCGCCAAGUUCUUCUCGAAGCUUGACCUCAAGUCGGGAUAUCACCAACUCGAGAUUCGGCAGGAGGACCGCUACAAGACCGCGUUUAAGACGCGAUAUGGGCAUUUCGAAUGGCUGGUUAUGCCAUUUGGCCUUACGAAUGCCUCGACCACUUUCCAAGCGGCUAUGACAACGGACCGGAGUUUGGACGAGCAUGUGGAACACCUCCGCACCGUUUUGGAGCGGCUACGACAAGCCAAGUACAAAGCCAACCGCGACAAAUGCGAAUUUGCGCGGCAAGAGCUGGAGUACUUGGGACAUUAUGUGACGCCGCAAGGCAUCCGUCCGCUUGCGGACAAGAUCGAGGCCCUCCGCGAGUCCGACACAACAAUGAAACCAAGUUCGGCUCGGCAUCCUCAGACAGACGGGCAGACGGAGCGGGCACAUCAAACCGCUCAAAUGAUGCUUCGUACGCUCAUCCGUCCGGACCAGAAAGAUUGGGUUGACCGCCUCUUCGACAUCGAGUUCGCCUACAACACUUCGGUGCACCCGGCGAUCGGCAUGACUCCAUUCAAGUUACACCACGGUGGACGGAAAGGCUGUAUCUUCGCCAACCUUCUCCUCCCACGACCAGCCGACAUCGAUGCCGCUUGCUCUCCCGCUUCCUUCCGGAAGUACAGGGAAUUGCUGGCUCAAGGCCGCGCGAACAUGCAAAAGGCUCGAGUCCGCAUGCAGCAGCAAGCCAACAGGCGUCGCGUGCCAUGUCCCAUCCGCGCCGGUGAUCUGGUUUGGGUCUCCACGGAAGAGUUUGCGCUGGAACAUGAUGUUUCACGCAAACUGCUUCCCAAGUGGUUUGGACCAUGGCCCGUAACAUCAGCCACGGGCGAUGAGCCCGAUGGCCCUUCAUUUGUGAUCAACAUCCCCCCGCAUCUGAUGGUCCAUCCAGUCUUUCACGCCUCGAAGCUGGCAACAUAUACACCAGCUAAGAGCGACGACUUCCCGGGCCGACGAUCGCAGGAUCCUCCAUCUAUGGAUGGUCAUCAGGAAGUUGACCGCGUCAUCACGGAUCGCAAGUAUGGCACGACCGAAUCUUCACCUACAGACCUGUCUUCGGACCCCCACAUGGUGUGGUUGCUUGGCGAGUUCGUCUACAUCCUCGAGUCUCCUACCGGUGUGGUGCCGGAUCGGCCGAUCUCCCAUGAGAUCAUUCUUCAUGGCAUUGUCGUGCCGCUGAAAGGUUGCAUCUAUCGCAUGAGCGAGGAAGAGCUUGUCGCUCUCCGCACUCAUCUCGAUGACUUGUUGGACAAGGGUUGGAUCCGCCUUAGUAGCUCACCAUAUGGUGCGCCAGUUCUCUUCGUACAGAAGAAAAACAAGGACCUUCGCUUGUGCAUUGACUAUCGCAAGCUCAACGCGCAAACCAUCAAGAAUGUGGGGCCUCUUGCUCGUAUUGACGAUCUUCUUGAUUGUUUGGGCGGCGCAAAGUACUUUUCGAACUUGGACUUGAAGCCAUGCUAUCAUCAAAUUUCGAUAUACCCGCAAGAACACAAAUUUGGGUUUAAGACGUGGUACGGGCAUUUUGAGUGGAUUGUCAUGCCUUUCAGCCUCACCAAUGUCACAAUGACUUUUCAAGCGACAAUGACGAAGGAGUUUUGCGCGGUGCUGGACCGGUUUGUGCUGGUCUACUUGGACGGCAUUCUCGUCUAUAGCCGGACCUUGGAGGACCACCUCGAGCAUCUUCGACAUGUGUUGGAGACGCUCUGUUGCGCAGUGUUUACAUGGGGCUACAAAAUGGUGAUUCCCAAGAGGGUGAUUGUUGCUCGUGAUACGAGAAAGGGAGGUGGUGUCCCUCUGAAAUUUCACCGGGCAGAGAAACUGCAUGUGGUGGCAAUUGCUGCGGGCGUCUUUCAUAGCACAGCGAUCACUAGGGAUGGUUGUCGUGAUCACAUUCGGAUCAUCGUCGUGAUGAUCUUCGUCAAGGUCGUGAUCGUGUCUUCCGUGAUCACGUUCGUGAUUGCGAUCGUGUUCGUGACCUUCUACCAAGUCGUCAUCAAGAUCCGGCCGACGCAAUCACCAACGUCGACGUGAUAUUCUACUUCAGCGCGCGCACGUGCCCGCGCGAUUUUCGGAGAUUUUCGGAAGUACUGCUCCGAUACCAAACUGCAAUGAACCCAAGCGAGAUAA
Chara braunii is the source of this 3764-nucleotide messenger RNA. NCBI's taxonomy places the organism in Eukaryota, Viridiplantae, Streptophyta, Charophyceae, Charales, Characeae. The record is from the annotation of a GenBank genome assembly.